AUGAUUUCCAUAUUUCUUCGUGCUGCGAUAGCCACUGUAAAAUUAACCCGUAUUCCGCAUCCCAAGUUUUACACGCAUCCUCCACGCAUCCACCUAAUAGACGAUACGGUGCGGAAACGAUUUGCAAUCGAACUUGCAGCCGCCGUAGAAGUGAAAUUAGUGAACAAAAAGCUCGAAGCACAGAAGCGAAUGGAAUCACGCAAAACCAAGCAGGAAGUACAGCAACGGUACAAUGGUGCGGUUAAAAGGCGUAAGUGGGAGGAUCCACCGGAAGAUCCGGAAGCGGUGAAAAAUUUUGACCCGGCUUCGCGUGUUAAACGGCGCAAGAGCAUCAUUCUCCUCGGUUACUCCGGCGUAAAUUACUUCGGUAUGCAGCGCAAUCCGGGUACGAAAACAAUCGAAGAGGACCUGUUGCGUGCGAUGCUCAAGCAAAACUGGAUCAAUGAUGAAGGAUUUCGACAACCGCAACAAAUUCAGUUCCAGCGAGCGGCACGCACCGAUAAAGGAGUGUCGGCAGCGGUACAGGUGGUGUCGAUCAAGCUGCCUGACAAUCUGGACAUUGAAGCACUGAAUUCCGAGCUGCCGGAGGACAUACGUGUGUACGCGGUGAAGCGCGUGACGAAAGGUUUCAAUUCCAAGACAAACUGUGACGCCCGUACGUACACGUACACGCUGCCCACGAUAGCAUUCGCUACGGACAAAGAAAAGGUGGACAUUCAAACGUACCGGCUGCCGGCUGAUCGGUUGAAGCAUGUGAACGAAGUACUUGCGCUGUACGUUGGAACAAAGAACUUUCACAACUUUACCAGCCGUAAAGAAUUUCUCGACCCAUCGGUGAAACGGUUUAUCAUGUCCUUCGAAUGUGAGCCACCAUUUGUGCCCGAAGGUACGACGGCCGAAUUCGCUACGAUUAAGAUUAAAGGACAAAGCUUUAUGCUGCAUCAGAUACGCAAGAUGGUAGGCCUUACCAUAGCCGUCGUUCGUGGGCUUACGGACAUUGCGAUCAUCGAGAAAGCUUUCGGCCAGGAACGGUACGGCAUCCCGACGGCUCCGGGAUUGGGGCUAGUGUUGAGCAGAAUCCAUUACGACAAGUACAACAAGCGGUACGGUGAGGAUGGAUGCCAUGAAACAUUAGAAUUCGAUAAGGAGGACCCGGCUAUACAAGAGUUCUUCAAGCGACACAUUGCCUCGACCAUUGUCGAGACAGAGUUGAGCAGUAAUUCGAUGAUGGAAUGGCUUGAAAAACUACCCUUGCACAGUUACGAACCAAGAGAUGAGAAUGAACCAAGCGAGUGGAAACCGAGAAAUCGGAAAGACGAUAAUGAUGAUGACGACGAGUAG
Messenger RNA from Anopheles maculipalpis, 1341 nucleotides. RefSeq names its product pseudouridylate synthase 1 homolog (gene Pus1). The transcript is spliced from 2 exons. Gene Ontology annotation, cellular component: nucleus. NCBI's taxonomy places the organism in Eukaryota, Metazoa, Arthropoda, Insecta, Diptera, Culicidae. Bases 1 to 1341 code for a protein of 446 amino acids. Gene Ontology annotation, biological process: mRNA pseudouridine synthesis; tRNA pseudouridine synthesis. The record is from RefSeq and is a predicted model, not a curated record. Gene Ontology annotation, molecular function: pseudouridine synthase activity; RNA binding.